Messenger RNA from Rhizoctonia solani, 1173 nucleotides. RefSeq names its product malic acid transport protein. Lineage: Eukaryota; Fungi; Basidiomycota; Agaricomycetes; Cantharellales; Ceratobasidiaceae. The transcript has 9 exons. The coding region runs from base 1 to 1173 and encodes 390 amino acids. Gene Ontology annotation, cellular component: plasma membrane. Gene Ontology annotation, molecular function: sulfite transmembrane transporter activity. Gene Ontology annotation, biological process: sulfite transmembrane transport; transmembrane transport. The record is from RefSeq and is a predicted model, not a curated record.
AUGGCCGAGUUUAAAAAACCUCCGAUGGUUCAUGUAAUUAGAAACUUUUCGCCCGUCUGGUUCGCUGUGACUAUGGGUACAGGGGCCGUUUCCUCACUGCUUCAUAACUUCCCAUAUGGGUCACGACCCAUUCUGUAUGGGUUCGGUGUCGCGGUCCUGAUAUUGAAUAUGUGCCUCUUCGGGCUAUUCUUCGUUAUUUCUGCAAUUAGAUACAUCAGGUACCCGGAGAUUUUCCGUUCAAUGUUCAAACACCCUGUCCAGAGUCUUUUCCUCGGCUGCUUCCCAAUGGGAUUCUCGACUCUGAUUAAUGCAUCGCUGAACGCAUGCCAGGUGUAUGGUCUUGGUGAUCGCUUUCUUUACGCUCUAUGGGGGCUUUGGUGGUUCAAUUCAGCCCUAGCGCUCGUGGUAUAUUUCUCAGUGUUGUAUACAAUGAUCACUCGGCAUGAUCACUCACUCAAGGCAUUGACCGCCGUCUGGUUACUUCCGGCAGUCACACCUAUUGUUCCUGCCACCACCGGAGCCCUUCUCGCUCGCGCUCUACUUCCUCACUCGACUAGCCAUACAACAAUAACACUAUUUGUUUCCACGGUCAUGCUAUUCCUUGGCUUGGGUAUUACUUUUGCGAUUCUACCGCUCUAUAUGUUAUGCCUGUUGGACCAUGUGGACAGGCGGGGUGGCGUGGCUUUUGUUGUGAUUGGUCAAGUAUUUGCGGAAAUGGCGCUGCAAGGAACCGUGCCAAACGUUUUACUAGCACAGGCCCAGCCAUGGGCUUUAGUUGGCAUAUGUGGCGGAUUCUUCCUUUGGACGUUUGGCAUCUGGUGGAUUUUGCUUACAAUCCUAGGUAUAUAUGAGACCUUCAAAUCCCAACGGCCGUCAUUCGCGGUCGGGUUUUGGGGUAUGGUGUUCCCGUUGGGGGUAUAUACCUCGCCUACCUGGCAACUUUCUGAAACCUUCGAGUCCCUUUUCUUCCGCGUCUUAUCGGCCAUUCUCAGCAUUGUGGUUUGCCUUCUUUGGGCGACUCUGGCCGUUAUCACGAUCCACCAGGCUUAUCAGAACCCCAAGUCAUUAUUCAAUGCCCCAUAUCUUCAAGCCGCUGCUCCUCCUACACGCGAGAUAACUCCAAGCACGACCUGCGAGACCAAUCGAGAGGUAUCUGGAGACCAGAAAUGUUAG